Messenger RNA from Pelodiscus sinensis (Chinese soft-shelled turtle), 2351 nucleotides. NCBI's taxonomy places the organism in Eukaryota, Metazoa, Chordata, Testudines, Trionychidae. The record is from RefSeq and is a predicted model, not a curated record.
UCCUCUUGUGACGCAUCUUCUAUUUAAUCACAGUUUGUGGAGGCUUGCUUGGUUCGAGGCUGACACGAUGGGGGACAAGCUGAGCCCGAAGGAGAAAUGCCACCUGAUCACCCGGAACCUGCAGGAGGUUCUCGGUGAGGAUAAGCUGAUGGCCAUCCUGAAGGAGCGAGAUCUGAAGGUGUACUGGGGGACGGCCACAACAGGCAAGCCUCACGUCGCCUACUUCGUCCCUAUGUCCAAGAUUGCAGACUUCCUGAAGGCCGGAUGCGAGGUGACGAUCCUGUUUGCUGACCUCCAUGCCUAUCUGGACAACAUGAAGGCUCCGUGGGAGCUGCUGGAGCUGCGCACCCAAUACUAUGAGAACGUGAUCAAGGCCAUGCUGGAGAGCAUCGGCGUGCCUCUCGACAAGCUGAGAUUCAUCCGCGGCACCGAUUUUCAGCUCAGCAGGGAAUACACGUUGGACGUCUACAGGCUCUCCUCCCUGGUCACCCAGCACGAUGCCAAGAAAGCUGGAGCAGAGGUGGUGAAGCAAGUGGAGUAUCCCUUGCUGAGCGGUCUGCUCUACCCAGGACUGCAGGCCCUGGACGAGGAGUACUUGAAGGUUGAUGCUCAGUUUGGAGGAGUGGAUCAGAGGAAGAUUUUCACCUUUGCGGAAAAGUACCUGCCCUCCUUGGGCUACACCAAGCGCCUCCAUCUGAUGAACCCAAUGGUCCCAGGGCUGACUGGCAGCAAGAUGAGCUCUUCAGAAGAGGAAUCCAAGAUCGACCUUCUGGACCGGAAGGAGGAUGUGAAGAAGAAGCUGAAGAAGGCGUUUUGUGAGCCGGGGAACGUGGAGAACAACGGCGUCCUGUCCUUCAUCAAACACGUCCUCUUCCCGCUCAAGUCAGAGUUUGUGAUACUGAGAGACGCAAAAUGGGGAGGAAACAAAACCUACACGGCUUACGACGAGCUGGAAAAGGACUUUGCUGCUGAGGUCGUGCACCCGGGGGACCUGAAGAGCUCCGUGGAAAUGGCCCUGAACAAGCUGCUGGACCCCAUCAGAGAGAAGUUCCAUACUCCAGAACUGAAGAAACUGACCAGCGCAGCGUAUCCUGACCCUUCCAAAGCCAAGGCUUCGGUGAAGAACUCCACCAAGAAUUCAAACCCCGAGGACGUGGUGCCGUCGCAGCUGGACAUCCGCGUUGGCAAAGUGAUCAGCGUGGAAAAGGUAGCGGAGCUUUAUUGCGUGAGGUUGGGCGGGGGGGAGCCGGAGCCUCGGACGGUGGUCAGCGGCCUGGUGCAGUUCCUGCCGAGGGAUCAGCUGCAGGACAGGAUGGUAGUGCUGCUAUGUAACCUGAAAGCCCAGAAGAUGAGGGGCGUGGAGUCCCAGGGCAUGCUGCUCUGUGCUUCCAGGUGCACGUGGGUACCAGCUGGUGAAGUCAGCGGCAGAGCAAUGGGGCAGCAGGCUCUGUGUGCAGCCACCAGUUCGAGUGACCGAUGGUGCCGCCAGGGAGGUGGAGAGUCCCCUGCACCCUUCCUGGAAGUAGCACGGCGCAGUCCCGGCCCCGGGGACAUGGGGGCUGAGGGCCCUGAACAAGGAUUCCCUGCCCCAAGGCCACAUGGCGCCGGUACGACGAGGGAACAGGCACUGGCCAGCUGGUCUGACACGUCACCCCCUGCCUCUCCCCAGGCUGACUUCCGCAUCUCCGAGGACGGCGUCGCCCAGUGGAAGCAGAAGAGUUUCAUGACCAAGCUGGGGAACGUCUCGUGUAAAACACUGAAGGGCGGGAGCAUCAGUUAACGGGCCCGCCCGCGCCCUGCUCCUCUCCCCGCCUGUAGCCAUUCACUGCUGCGUUUUGGGUUCUCUCCCCCACCUCCGCCACGGCUGACUGCGGUAGACGGUGCACACCUCGCCUCCGGAAACAGCCUGUGUCCCCGAGAGCCGCCGCUGGCCUGUUCCCACCUAGCGGGUCUCUGGAAAAGGCCCAGCCUAAUCCAGCGGGACACGGAGCCCUCAACAGGAGCCAGGGCUGCAGCCUGUUGUCGUGCUCUGUGCUAUUUCCUCCUGCUUUGGCGGGGCGGAGGCCAGUGGCUUUGAACGUUGCUCCGGAGCCGGCUGCAAGCCUGAGGAAAGCUCGUUACUUUUCGGUGCAGCCAGUUGGCGAGAGGCGCGUUGGGCAAAGCUGGGUGGUGCGUACCGGGGAAGAGGGACUGCAUGGCAUCCUGCCGUAACCCGGCCUCUGCCUCCUGCCGGCUCUGCGCAGGGCUCUCCAGGGCCAGGCAGCUGGAGCUGUGGGUGGCGUCUGCCCCCUUCCAUGUUGGGUCUGAAAUCAUCUGUCAUUGUUAAAUCCCCAAUAAAGUGUCAAACUUAC